Messenger RNA from Rotaria sp. Silwood2, 1680 nucleotides. The record is from the annotation of a GenBank genome assembly. NCBI's taxonomy places the organism in Eukaryota, Metazoa, Rotifera, Eurotatoria, Philodinida, Philodinidae.
AUGACUUCGAAUGGUACAGUUAUUUCACUUGAAGAAGGCACAUUACUUGAAGAUAACGUCAACGAGAUCGAAAUCGAAACUAUUAAUGAUAAUUCAUCACCAUCAUCGAUUCCGUCUUCAAGAAUUUUGACAGAUCAAAAUAAAAUCAUUUCAAUACCUGUGGAAAAAGUUAUAAGAACUGAAUCAACAUUUAAACGUGCACGACAUUCAGCAACAUAUCAACGAAGUUGGAAACAAAAAGAAGAAGCUAUGUACAAAACAUAUGAGUUCGAUUUAUUUGGUGUACGAACAGAAAAAAUUAUUUGUUGGUUAUACUCAACAGAUAAUAUAUCGAUGCGUUGUCGUUUAUGCGAAAAAUACACAAAGGCAAAAAACAGGGUUCAUAAUGGUGUUAUUGAGAAACUGCGUCAAAAAUUGGAUGGUGAAUGUAUGGAAAGCAGCCCAUGUGUUGCUCAUACGUUUUCUCUUGUUGGUAGUCAAGCUGCUUAUAGUCUUACUGAUGAUAAUAAAAUUGGACCGAUAAGUCCAUCAGUUUCUAAAUUAGAAUCGUCUAUUAGUAAAAUAUACAAUUAUUUCUCGCGUAGCUCAAGUUGUCAAACAAAACUUAAAAACUGGCACCGAUUCUUCGAACAACCAGAACUUCGAUUUAAGCGUCUAUUUGAUAUACGGUGGUCUUGUAUUCGAGAUAGCAUAAAACCAAUUAUUGAAAAUAUUCAACCGAACUCCCAAGCAUUGUUUAUUGUACUUGAAGAGAUAUCUGCAGACUGGAUGUGCUCCAGUACAGAUCGUGAAACUGCGAGUGAACUACGAAAACAAUUACUGCGUGAUGAGUUCUUAUUUAUAAUACAUUUUCAUCAUGAUUUACACGAAUGUGUUUUGGGCCCAGUAACAAAAAUUGAACAACAACCACCUAUGUGGGGUUCAUCGUUAUCGAAUUAUAUUCGAGAAUCAAAGAAGCAUUUUUAUGGUCAAUUUAAAAUUGAACCAGCUGAUCGAAAAAAAUUAUCUCGGGAAUGUUUUGAUCACAUUGAAAGAUUACUUCAAGAACUAGAUCGUCGCUUCAUUAAAUAUCCUUUACUUGAAAAUUUAUCAAUAUCAUUCGAUCCAAAUUAUCUUAUGGACCAUAAAGAAAUUGUUGAUCAACCAGAAUAUGGACGAAAAGUAUUGAAUUAUCUUCGAGAAAAAUAUAAAAAUUUACCAUCAUUUGAUAAAACUGCAGUACACGCUGAAUGGGAAUUAAUUAAAAUACCAUUGGCUGAAUAUUUAAAAGGUUCAAUAACUCAUACACGAAAACAUUUUUGGAAAUCCUUUAUUUUGUUCAAACAAACUAUAAAUGAAAGAUUUAUUGAACAGUUUAAAAAUAUUGUAAUGCUAUUGUCAAUAUAUUUAUUAUCAGCGUCUAACUCUGCUGAAUGUGAACGAGGAUUUUCAGCUGCUAAUCGUGUACAAACAAACGGACGUAGCAGAUUAAUGGUGGAAACGUUGGAUGUAUUACUGAAUGUUAGGUUACUAUUAACUGAUGAAAUUCGCAGUGAAAGAUGUCAGUUUGUUGCUGAAAAAGCAUUCGAAUCAUGGAAUGAUUAUGAAAGUAAACGUCGUUACACUCGAACUAAAUUACUUAUUGAUGUUGCUGAUGAUUAUGAACCUGCAACACAAAAAUAUCGACCUAUACAAAAAUGA